Messenger RNA from Entelurus aequoreus (snake pipefish), 1213 nucleotides. Its product is annotated as replication protein A 14 kDa subunit-like. Lineage: Eukaryota; Metazoa; Chordata; Actinopteri; Syngnathiformes; Syngnathidae. Gene Ontology annotation, biological process: base-excision repair; DNA replication; nucleotide-excision repair. Gene Ontology annotation, molecular function: damaged DNA binding; single-stranded DNA binding. The record is from RefSeq and is a predicted model, not a curated record. Gene Ontology annotation, cellular component: DNA replication factor A complex; nucleus; site of double-strand break. The transcript is spliced from 7 exons. The coding region runs from base 90 to 800 and encodes 236 amino acids.
UGCUUUCCUUAAGCGUAUAAUCCCCGCCCGCGCGGGGCAGUCCGUAACUAAAAAGUAAGUGAUGCCCAUUUCGCGCGGGAGCUUGGCUUAUGAUUCUGCAGUUGUCGCCAUUUAUGCUAACCAGCAAGAUGUCGACACUACUGGACCUCCCAAAGCCUCGAAUUAACUGCUCUAUGUUGUCCAACUAUAUCAACAAACCGGUGUGCGUCGCCGGGCGUGUUGAAAAGGUGCACCAAAGUGGAAAAAGCUUCACUCUUGCUGACGGAGAAGGACAAACUACUACAGUUGAGCUAAAUGACCCCCUUGAAGAAGAGCUGUGUGGAAUUGUGGAGGUUCUUGGAAUGGUGUCCAACAAGGGAGCUGUGAUGGCCACCACCUUCAACAUGCUGCGAGAUGAAAAGGGGCUUAUUCCUUUUGGUGUCUGUCCUCUAGGCUGGACUCUGUUUGAUUCAAACUGUUACAUCUACCAAAACGUUCCCAAGACUUUUCAGGCAGCAGAGGCUGCCUGCACCGCUCUUCAUCCUUCAGCCCAUCUGGUGUCCAUCUACACUGUUGAAGAAAACAAUCAAGUUAAAAAUCUGAUUACCGUCGCAGACCCCUGGAUAGGACUCAAUGACACUGCCACGGACGGUUGCUUUGUUUGGACUGUUGGACAAACCGUUGCCCUCCUACCCUUUGCCGACCAACUGCCUCAAAUCCCGAAUGGAAUGCAAGAGUGUGUGUACAUUGCACAAACUGAUGGAAAGUGGCACGCUGACACCUGCAAUGUGCUGAAGCCAUAUGUUUGCAAGAGACCAUAGCCCUAACCUAAUCAUACAAUACAUGAGUAAUCUAUGACUCUGUGUGCCACAUAUUGGCCAAUAAGCUUUUUCGAUCUGUCCUAAGGAACUUUCCAAAUACGCUUUUACCGACUUUAACGUUCAAUGCUAUUGAAUAAAUGCUUUCUGAAACAAGAGCGUGGGGGGUGGAGUCUGCAGACGAGCGCUUGUCAGUGACGGUGGAGGACAGACAAACAAGAUUUUUACGACAAAGUUCUGUAGAAAAUUUCCUUUUUAUGGGACAUUUGUGCGUUUGUUUUCUCGUUUGGCUGUGUUGUUUGUCGCAUUUUGGCUGUGUUUGUGCUUGAUGGCAAACAUGUCAAGGAGGUCAUGGUUGGGAUAUAAACAUACUCUUGAUGUUCAAUGUUUCAUUGUUCAUUUACACUCUGGCUGUC